Cladophialophora immunda is the source of this 1554-nucleotide messenger RNA. RefSeq lists its product as uncharacterized. The transcript is spliced from 2 exons. Bases 1 to 1554 code for a protein of 517 amino acids. The record is from RefSeq and is a predicted model, not a curated record. Gene Ontology annotation, molecular function: oxidoreductase activity, acting on paired donors, with incorporation or reduction of molecular oxygen; heme binding; iron ion binding. NCBI's taxonomy places the organism in Eukaryota, Fungi, Ascomycota, Eurotiomycetes, Chaetothyriales, Herpotrichiellaceae.
AUGCUGCUUCCCUUGUUGAUAUACGCAGUCCCCAUCCUCUUCAUAUUAUAUCUCCUCAAAGAUUACUUCUCUCUGUCCUCAAUCCCUGGGCCUUUCGCGGCACGCCUCUCCGAUAUCUAUCGCCUCCUCCUUGUCUACAACCGCAAUGCCCACGAGAAACAUCUCAUGCUCCACAAACAUUAUGGGAACCUUGUCCGCCUGGGGCCCAAGUGCAUCUCCAUUUCAGGGUCGCAGAGUUACAUUCCCCAGAUCUACGGGAUCGGCAAAGGUCUUGUGAAAUCCGACUUUUACAGUUGCUUUCAGAAUAUUGUGAAUGGACGUCGAGCGGCCAGCCUUGUGGCUAUGACAGAUGAAAGCCAGCACGCAAGAUCCAAAAGGUUGAUUGCUCAUGCGUAUUCGCUCAGCACGCUGGUAGAGUAUGAAGAACUGGUUGACCGCACGACGGAUGUGUUUCUCCUCACCCUGGAGGAACAAUUUGCCUGCACUUCGCGUUCGCAGGGAUGUGUGCUUGACCUGGGACGCUAUCUACAGUUCUUUGCUUUCGAUGUGAUCGGAGAGCUCACUUUCAGCCGGCGCUUGGGAUUCAUUGAAUCUGGUAUUGAUGCCGACAACAUUAUCGACGCCAUUGGGGCGAAUUUCUCCUAUUUCAGUGUCCUCGGUCAAAUGCCUUGGCUGGACGAAGCAGUGCUAGGGAAGAACCCCCUAUACGUGAGAUAUUUCCGGAAGAGUGUCAGUUCACCAAUCCUAUUGUUUGCUCAACGAUUACUUAAGGAGCGACUGGCGGACUUGGAGGAAGGGGGUGCAGAGAAUAAGACCGACAAGUUAAACAAACCAGAUUUCCUCAGCCGGUUUUUGAAAACCCGGAAUGAUGGCACCGAGGGAGAUGAGGCGUUGACAGACGCUCAGAUUCUAUCCAAUUUAUUUAUGAAUAUCAACGCCGGAAGCGACACGAUUGCGUCGACUCUACGAGCCAUCUUCUACCAUCUCCUCAAAAAUCCUGGCUCGCUCUCGCUCUUGACCGCCGAGCUGGACUCAGCUGCAGCACAGAAGAAAAUCUCCAGCCCAUCCCCAACGUGGAACGAAACCCAGCAAUACCUUCCCUACCUUUGUGCUGUGGUGAAAGAAGGCCUCAGGCUGAAUCCAGCCUUGUCCUUGCCACUUGAGCGCGUCGUUCCGAGAGAAGGUUUGACGUUACAGCAUGAAGACGGCACCCAUACCUUCCUUCCUGAAGGCACUGUCGUGGGUAUGAACCCGUGGGUCUUCCACCGUAGCCCACAUGUCUUCGGCUCCGACGCGGAGACGUGGAACCCCAGUCGUUGGCUCAGCAGGAAAGAAAAGGAAACCAAGAAUAUGGAACACAGUCUCCUCUCGUUCGGUGCCGGGAAGAGGUCCUGUUUGGGCAAGAACAUUGCAAUGCUGGAGCUGCACAAGCUUGUUCCCGCGCUGCUCAUGAAGUUCAAGAUUCAGCUGGAUGACCCUAAGCGGGAAUGGGAAGUAAGCAAUGCCUGGGUGUUGAAUCAAACGGGGUUGAAUGUCAGGUUGGCGCUGCGGUAA